Molecule: messenger RNA, 1858 nt
Organism: Gilbertella persicaria
Lineage: Eukaryota; Fungi; Mucoromycota; Mucoromycetes; Mucorales; Choanephoraceae
Product: Rho GTPase activation protein
Exons: 11
Coding region: 72-1826 (584 amino acids)
Biological process (GO): regulation of GTPase activity; signal transduction
Cellular component (GO): cytoplasm
Molecular function (GO): protein binding
Source: RefSeq, a predicted model, not a curated record
AUUACUUUCACAGAUCUUUUUUUUAGAUUGCCGCUAAACCUCGAUGGAUAAAACUUGUUCUUUCACUAGUUAUGUCGCAAUACUUGAUAGCUGUAUGGGACUAUGACGCAGAAGGCGAGUUUGAACUUUCUUUUAAGCAAGGAGACAGGAUUAAACUAUUGGAAAAACAUAACGACGACUGGUGGGAAGGCGAACUUCGAGAGUCUAUUGGUUUUUUUCCUGCAAAUAGAAUAAGGUUAGAGACUACAGAAGAACUAGCUUCUCAGAGCAAGACGACGCAGUGCGAAAACGGGACAGCCGAGGAAACAAAAAAUAUAGACCAAAACUUACCUUCACCUUCUCUUCGACACCAUGACUCAGUACAGUCUGAGACAGAUGCUAUUAUAUCACACGAAGCAAUCAAAUCUCCACUUCAUCCAGUAGCAUCAGCACCAGCAAUAUUGACCGAGUCUCCUUUACCACAAGGAUGGGAGCAUGCUUAUGAUGAGGAUGGAACAAUUUAUUAUUUCAAUGAAAUGACAGGUGAAUCAAGAUGGGAUAGACCUAUUGAGGAAGAGGAACAGAAUCAACCACCACCGCUCCCACCUCGAAACAAUGCUGCAGACGAUAACUUGGAUACUUUGAUAGAAGGCAUCAAACCAGAAGAACUUCAAAAACUCGAGUUUGAUAAACUACAAAAAGAAUGGAUCCGACAUAAAGGAUAUAUACAGAUGAAAAUGAUUUCUGAUAAUGAAGCUGGUAACAAAUUGAGCUCUUGGAAAGUAUAUUAUGCAGUUUUGUCCAAUGGGUUUUUAUUGUUGUAUAAAGAAGCUCAUGCCAAGAACAAGAAAUCAUCCAAAUCGCGUGUGCCUAUAGGUAGUUUUGAUUUAGAUUCAUGCAAAAUAGAUCCUGCAGGAAAACAAGACACAAAGCGCAAGCAUGUCUUUAUUAUCUCCACACCUAAAAAAGUCAAAUUGUAUGUUCAAACCACAAGUGACAAAGAAUUUUCAUCUUGGCUUGAUGCUAUCAUGAGAGAACUGAUAGCGCGUAAAGAAGGACAGAAUGAAGACUCAGAAAUAUUACGGCUGCUAAGAUCUCUUAGUAUUGACGAAAGUCAAAUGAAAGUAAACAGAAAAAUAGUACAAGAAGACGAAAACAAAAAGAAGCAUUGGUUCUCUUCAAAGCAAGGCACUACAGCCUAUCCUCAAAAAUCAGAUUCAAGAUAUGUGUAUGGACAAGCACAGCCUUCUGAUGAAAAUGACGUGUUUGGUGGUUAUUUGCAUAUGGAGGAGAAUGGAGACAUUCCUCGCAUUGUCUCCCUUUGUGUUAAUGAAGUAGAGGUUAGAGGACUGAAAUCAGUGGGUAUUUAUCGAUUAUCGGGACCUGCAUCUUCUAUACAAAAAUACAGGACCAUGUUCAAUAAUAAGGAGCCAGUUUUACUUAAAGAAGAACAUGAUAUCAAUGCAGUUACCGGUUUACUUAAGCUUUAUUUUCGUGAAUUGCGCAAUCCUUUGAUGACAUACGAGUACUAUGAAUGGUUCCUUGAUGCAGCAAGAAUGACUGAUUAUGAAGAGAGAAUGUAUCAAAUCAAAUCGGUGAUUCACAGUCUGCCAAAGCCAAACUAUUUGGUGCUUGAAUAUUUAAUGCGACAUUUAGGUCGAGUGGCUUCUUAUUCUGAUAUCAACAAGAUGGAAGCUUCUAAUUUAGCACUUAUCUUUUCUGUAGGUCUCUUAAGAGCACCACAAGAAGAUUUAAGCAGUAUCAUGAUGUCUGAUCUACAAAGCAAAGUGAUUGAAGCUAUCAUUCAACAAGUAGAUUGGUUCUUUGAAGAUGAUAAUGAAGAAUAAUACCCCACAUUUAACUAGAAAUAUAUAUAUUA